AGGUAAUGAAUUUUAUAUUAUCUGAAGCCAUUUACAGGGCCUUUAAUCUUCACCGUGAAAUUAUAUGCGACGAUCAAGUUAUAAUGUCUGUAAACUAUUACUGUGAUUUGUGCUAGUGUUAUACUUUAAGCAUUUUAAAAUCAAUAUCUGAAUGCGCGCAGAAGCAUACCGAUCUCAUCACCUCACUCGCAGCAAAUGCAUAGAUUUCUGCGAAAAUCUGUCUUAAAAUGAAGGAAAAAUCAUGGGCUUGCACUCUCAUCACGCAGCUAUCUCUCUGCGUUGUAGCUUACGUAGCCAUAAAUAUUGAGAAAUUUACUCCUCGAAGCAUCUCAAACCAAGGCAACAGGCAGAAUGAUGUGUAUUUUAUGAGUGUUGCUGGCGGCUUUAGACCUGUUGAAGAACAAACCCUAUUGCUCCAACAGAUGGUGAAGGUACAGAAGACAUACAAAGUGCUUUUUGUAGUGGAAUUUAGUGAGCUUGGUGAAUCCGAUCCACUCCUGCAAAAUGCAACACUGUAUCCUGCGCUACAAAAUAUACCCUGGUACAAUUCUGGGGCUUUAACAGGAGAAGGGAAAACAUACUUCUCAAAGAAAAUUGAAGUUCCUCAUGGACAAACUAUAGACAUUAUCGCGUUGGAUACUGUAUUAUUAAAGGAUCAAUCUACUGCACUUGGAAACGAUCAGAUCGCGUGGUUGACAAAGACCCUAAACGAAAGCAACAGCGACUGGAAAAUUGUAGUUGGACUCCACCAAUUGAUCUCUUCUGAUUUCAACAUCUUGAAAGUAAAGGAAACCCGUUUCGAGCCUGUGUGGAACAUAUUACUGCAAUAUGGAGUGGAUGUAUACAUGAGCUCAAAAACUUGUGAAGACAACACCAAGGAUAAAGCUAUAUAUCUUACUGCCAUGAAUCAUAAUGUGGUUUCCAAAGAGGCAACGGGUGGCGGGUUCCUUCUCCAUCGGGUCAGCUCGUUGGAAAUGCUUAUGUUCAUGGUUAAGUUGAGUGGAGAAGUUGAGCACAGAUUCUCCUUCCAACAAAGGGGUAGAGCAGCCAUCUAGUCUAGUCUUCAUUUUCUCCUAUGUUUCUAAACAACUAGAAUUUUUCUGUCUUGUUUUUUGCACAUUCAUUAGGCCCCAGCUCUGUUGAUUUUGUAUCUUGUUCAAUUUAGAGUGUACCUUGAAAUUGUUCGCAACAAAACGAGGUCUAUUAUAAAUGACAAGUUGAUUCAA
Molecule: messenger RNA, 1226 nt
Organism: Salvia miltiorrhiza (redroot sage)
Lineage: Eukaryota; Viridiplantae; Streptophyta; Magnoliopsida; Lamiales; Lamiaceae
Exons: 9
Coding region: 228-1055 (275 amino acids)
Molecular function (GO): ferrous iron binding; ferric iron binding; acid phosphatase activity
Source: RefSeq, a predicted model, not a curated record